AUGAAAAUAACUCAGGAGCACUAUUCAUGGCUGAUAUCAGCAUAAAAUGCGCUUAAUGGAAAAAUCUGCACUUUUACUUUUGUGAGUCACUGUACGCGACCUCAACAUUCUUGUGAUUAUUAAGUUUACAGCGAUAACAGUUACAUCCAUAUUGUACAAUGAUGUCGCAUUCAGUGAUUAG
This is a messenger RNA of Brugia malayi, 181 nucleotides long. The record is from the annotation of a RefSeq genome assembly. Lineage: Eukaryota; Metazoa; Nematoda; Chromadorea; Rhabditida; Onchocercidae.